This is a messenger RNA of Striga asiatica, 3165 nucleotides long. The record is from the annotation of a GenBank genome assembly. Lineage: Eukaryota; Viridiplantae; Streptophyta; Magnoliopsida; Lamiales; Orobanchaceae.
AGAAUAUGGUGGAGGAGUUGAGUGGCCAGAGUCCGUGAGGUUAAGAGGCAGAGUCAAGAGACAUCGAGAUCGAGAGAGAGGAAGAGAUUUUAGAGAGAGGGCCAGCAGGAGCAGAAGGAGAAGGGUGCACGAUGAAACUUCAGAAGAGAGCCUGAGCGAUGACGAGGAUGACGAUGGAGAUGAAGCCACAGCCACCGCCGCCGGCAGAUUGUUUCUGCCAUCGCCGCCGUCGGGUUCUGUUUCCACCCACCACCAUCUUCAGCUUCGAAGAAGUUUUCCACCUGGAUUUUCUUCUUCGUCUACCUCCAAGGUUUUCGGAGCAACCCAUGUUUGGAGGCCCAGUGACGAAAUCAUCGGCGUUACAGUUCCGAGAAAACCUCGCUCUGCGAGUGCGAAGAGGUCACGCGAUUGGAAUUCAAGCAGAAACGACGGCAGCUGCGCCGGAGGAGCCGAGCAAAUUCUCCGUCGAGCUUCCAGUUCUCCGGCUAGUCAGCCCGGCUGCGCUUCCACUUCAGCACCACCGCCGGCGGUUCCAAUGUCUCCUCCUUCUUCCUCCAAUUCUUUCUUUAAAAAGAAACUCGUUUGUAUCCUGCAGAAGUCGGGUGGGAGUAAUACGGAGCCGAAGCUAAAGCCACCCAUGGCCACAUCGUCGACUGGGCACGCUUCUUCGAGUGCCGCAGAGGAUUUGGAGUUUGAGAUUGCCGAGGUUUUAUUCGGCCUGAUGACUCGGUCGCAGGGCCCCUCGGAAAAAGACAAAUCCGAAGAAGUUCAGAGAUCCAAAGGAGAUGUGAAAUCAGCUUCGAUCUCUGAUUCCGGCUCGCUNAUUAAUUCUCGAGCAAUAAUGAAAAAGCUCCGGCGAGGAAGAGGCUGAGGCCGGUGGCUGAGAAGACGGGUCAAAUAGCCCGAAUUGACCCGUCUGCCGCCGAGUUUGAUAUGGAUCAGCCACCGGAGAGUGAGAUUUUAUCAUCAUCUGGUUCUGAGAAAGUCCGAGGAUCUGCGAGUGGAAAUGGAUUAGAUGGCAGGGGCAAUUCGGUCAAUUCAGAUGGGCGGGAAGCUCAGGCUCAGCCACAAGAUGUGAAGGAGAGAGAAAGUGGUGACGUGAAAAAUGAGGAUGACUUUUGCAGUGAUUCCAGUUUGACAGCGACAGCUUCUUCAUCAGUUGCUGAUAGUAUUACUGUUAAAACAAAUUUAUUGGUUUCCGAGGAGGGAACUCAAAGGGAGCAAAAGUUUGAAUUUGAUCUCAUGGCUCUGCCUCCACAAGCACGAUCAUCGUCUCCGGAAAGUUCUGCACCGUCCGAUCAGCCACCUGAUCCGACUCUAUCGACAGCUCAUGCAGAGUCAAAACCGAUGGUAUGUAAAGAUGAGGAGAAUUUGUUAGCUGAAGAAAAGAAUAUUAAAGGGACCAAUGAAGAAACUGAAUCGUGCAAGAAAAUCGAUUCUCAGCCGCAAGAAAUAAUGCCGGUUCAGAUGAACAAAGAAGGCUCGGCCGCUGAGAAAUCUGGUCAACCAGAAAGUCCUAUAUCUAGUGGUUGUGCCGAUGGCCUUCUGUUCAUUGGACACAUGGCACCUCCCAAGAACAGCACCACCGUAUCACCUUCUUCCACACGGCGAUUGAUAACUCUGCCGAGCUUGAAAAGGUGCGCGAGGCAUUUCCUGAUUGCAAGGAACAUUGAACGCCAUCAGAAGCUGAUGAAGAUGGAUCCUUCUAGAAACCGGGCAGAUAAAGGUCUUGCUAGAACUCCCGAUCAUGUUGUGAAGGAGAAAGGAGGCUCUCAAAUCGUGACAUCUUCUAAUGUUGUUGAAAACAAGAAGCAACUUGUGAUUCAGAAUCAGAAAUCGACUUUGGUUGGUGCUAGUAAUUUACUCGGGCCCAUUUCCUUGAACCAGCAUAAAGCGGCCCGGCCCAUCUCUUUGUCAAACCCAGUGGGACCCACCUCAUCCAUGGACACCUCACAAUACCUACAAUUGCUACAAAACAACAAUGCCUACCAUUUACCGACCUCGGGCUCUCGGGCUCACACAAAUAUUCUCGGCCCGAAUUUCGCAAGGCCCGUCCACCCUCAGUUGCUAGUCCAAAACCAGGCAAUCUUCCAGAGCUUUCCAGAAGCUACCAGACAGCAGCACAUCCAGAGUAAUAAUUUCGUAAUUGCCGAGGGCAAUAAAUUAGGAAUUCGUGAUGAUAAAGCUGAACGGGAAAAUUUGGCCGAAAAAGCUCAACAGCCAAUUAUUCCUUUAAUGAGUUCAAACUUUCCGCAAAAUCUCACCCAGCCCAAUAGUGGCUGCCUUGUCCAAUCUCCCUAUUGGAGUUACUCAUCAAAAACACCAUUUUCUCAAGCUCAACCACAAACACAAAAUCAAAUAUCUUUCAGCGCAAAUCAAAAACUGCCGACAACUGCACGAGCUCAGUCCCCCACUAAUUCUUCGGUUUCUACCAAAACUGGCCAAAACCCAAUCUUUUCGCCACAACUACCAAAAAACUUCUCAUCUAAUGGCGUGACUCCAAUGCAGGCACAACUGUUUUUCACAAACCCGUAUUCACAAGUCCAAUUUCCUCAUCACUCUGCUGUCACGAGUUCGGGCCUGUCAGGCCCGAAUGGGAUUUACAUGCAGCAGACCAGAAACGACCCAUCUAAGGCAAUUUUUGGAGCUACUAGUGAUGCGACAGGUGGCAGCUCCAUCCACACUGCUCGUAUUGGUGGGACCCGCUUGCCAGCUGGUUUUUCGUAUAUUCGUCCUGUUGUUCAGGGAGCUAAUCAGAUGAAGCCUGCUGAGCAGAAGUAAAAAUCUGCAGGUGGUUGUUUAAUUUUUGGCUAAGAAGUGCAGUUUCCUUGAUGAAUAGUUGCUUUUGUUGACAUAAAGAACAUUAAUGGAGGGUGGAAGAUUCUUUAUUUUUACCUUUGCCCCUUUCUGUGAUAUUGUUUGUUUUUUUAUAUUUACUUUAAGAAAAUGUUUAUAUUGAUAUGUGUUUGAUGUCUGAACUGUCCCUUUUUAUCUUGUUUACAAAAGAAUGGUUAGAGGCCCAUCCUAAUAACAUGAGUAUGAUUCAUGGAUUGCUCUACUCUAUUCUAUUGUUACGUGACUUACAAAAUUGGGUGAAAGCAUUUAAAAUGUCUUUUUUAGAAGUCUUCUACUCAAACAGUUAGGUGUAGCAUUUAAAAUGUCUAG